CAAGCGUUUCGACGCCCUUCCACGGCUUCGACUUCGCCCCUGCACAGCUGAAAACGCCCGUCUGCCUGCUCAGACAACAGACAUGUCCCUGCACAAUAAGGGGAGCCCUGAAAACUCAAAAUUCUCACUAUGAACAGGUGAAAAUGCGCAAAACAGUCGUCGUUGCACUUGUUUGCAGCUUCGCAUUUGAUGAACUAUGCGCUGCCCAAUCAGGCAAGAGCGGAUCGAGGGAGCUUAUCGAGAAGAUUGGCGACACCAGACCCUGAGUGAGGCAUGCCACACCUUUCACACAGACCUCCACAAUUUCGACCAUGUCCACCGAAGAUAUUGGUUUCAAGGCUGCACUGCAUGAAGCACGUCAAGGCAGCCACGAAGGGGGCGUGCCUAUCGGAGCAGCCUUAGUGUCAGCAGAAGGCAAGCUACUCGGCCAAGGACACAACAUGCGCAUUCAGAACAAAAGCGCGACACUCCAUGCAGAGAUAUCCUGCCUGGAAAAUGCGGGGCGCCUCCCAGCAUCGUCUUACCGUGGCGCCACAAUGUACACUACGCUUAGUCCUUGUGACAUGUGCACAGGGGCGUGUGUCAUGUACAAGGUAAAGAGGGUGGUAAUCGGGGAGAACAAGACCUUUGUGGGUGGUGAGGAGUAUCUAAAGAGCAAGGGUAUUGAGGUUGUUGUUCUGCAGAACGACGAAUGUCAGGACCUAAUGAAGAAAUUUAUCAAGGAGAAGCCAGAGGAUUGGUACGAAGACAUUGGCGAAGAAGACAAAUGAGGUCACUUGUGGGAAAUAUCCCCCGUAAAAUUUAAAUCAUUUCUUUAUGAAGACGUUAGUCGGUGUAUCUCCUCAAAGUAGAACUUCAGGUCGUCUGGCUUUACGAAUGGUGUUAUUC
Molecule: messenger RNA, 888 nt
Organism: Dothidotthia symphoricarpi CBS 119687
Lineage: Eukaryota; Fungi; Ascomycota; Dothideomycetes; Pleosporales; Dothidotthiaceae
Product: cytidine deaminase-like protein
Exons: 2
Coding region: 312-770 (152 amino acids)
Cellular component (GO): cytoplasm; nucleus
Molecular function (GO): diaminohydroxyphosphoribosylaminopyrimidine deaminase activity
Source: RefSeq, a predicted model, not a curated record